CAACAACAACAGCAGCUGCAUUUAUAAGAACAGCCAACGACAACAACAACCAGAAACAUGGAAGCUGAAGCCGAUGGGGUGCCGCCAACGGCGCCAGUUGCAGCUGCAACCGCUGCAAACAGCGAUCUGGACUUGGCCGCUCGUCGUCGCCUUUUCAUAUCACAGCCAUCGACGCUGGCGACGCGCCGACAGCAAGCGGUCUGUGUGAGGCGCGCCCACAAGAUGUAUGGCGGCGGCAAGAUUCCAAAUAUUGUACUGGACGGCCUCAAUAUGACAGUGCCCAAGGGUUCCAUCUAUGGUCUCCUAGGCGCCUCUGGCUGUGGCAAGACAACGCUGCUCAGCUGCAUCGUUGGACGACGGCGUCUCAAUUCGGGCGAAAUUUGGGUGCUGGGCGGACGACCUGGCUCCCCGGGUUCCGGUGUGCCAGGUCCGCGAAUUGGCUACAUGCCACAGGAGAUAGCUCUUUACGGGGAGUUCACAAUGCGAGAGACUUUAAUGUACUUUGGACUUAUUUCGGCCAUGCCCCGCAGCGACAUAGAGGAUCGCACCGAAUUUCUGCUCAAAUUGCUCAAUUUGCCACAUGGCUCGAAAAAUGUCAAGAAUUUGAGUGGCGGCCAGCAGCGUCGGGUGAGCUUGGCCGUUGCUCUGCUCCACGAACCGGAGCUGCUCAUAUUGGAUGAACCGACAGUGGGCGUGGAUCCGGUGCUGCGACAGAGCAUUUGGAACCAUUUGGUGGAAAUCACAAAAAAUGGUCACACUACUGUGAUAAUCACUACGCAUUAUAUCGACGAGUGUGCCCAGGCGCAUAUGAUUGGUCUGCUGCGUGGCGGCAAAAUGCUGGCCGAGGAGUCGCCCACUUAUCUGCGGCAACAGUACAACGCCGAAUCACUGGAGGAUGUUUUCCUUAAGCUAUCCGUGAUACAGAACAUGGGCAAGCGACGACGCUCCUCAAUUGCACAGGAGAUUGUGGAGCAGGUCACCGUGCCAGCCAUUUCGAAUCCAGCGCUGGACAUGUCCGAUGAGCAGCAUGCCGCCGAAAUCUCUGGAGAGUUCGGUGAUAAUAUAUCCAUGUCAUCGGCGGCGCGUGAUCCCAUCAGCAGUACGGCGCCCGCUGCACCACCCUUGCCACCGGCGGAGGAUAUGCCCACAUCCAUUUGGUACAAACUGCAUGUGAUGCAAUCGCAUCAUUUGCACGCGCUCAUCUGGAAAAACUUUCUCUGGAUGAUGCGCAACGUGGGGAUAAUGCUGUUCAUAGUGGGCCUGCCAGUGCUGCAGAUAUUGCUGUUCUGCUAUGCGAUUGGUCAUGAUCCCACUGGCCUCAAAUUGGCUGUGGCGAAUCACGAGAUGUCCGAGGAAAUGAUUAUGCAACAACUCUGUCCCGUGCGCUCCGGAUGCAAUCAGACUAUGCUCAGUUGCCGUUAUCUCGAUAUGCUUGUGAAGAACAAGAGCAUGGUCCUGAAAUAUGUGAACGAUGAUGAAGACGCCUACGAGGAGGUGCGGCGGGGUCGCGCCUGGGCCGCUCUUGUCCUACAGUCGAAUUACACCAGUUCCCUGGUCGAGCGCGUCGAAGAGGGCCGAUACGCAGAAGAUGCCACCGUGGAGGCAUCUGAUUUGGGCGUGCGCAUGGACUGGUCAAAUCAACAGAUAUCGACUCUGCUGUAUCGUGACUUACAGUACACAUUCUUCAACUUUGUGGAGGCCAUUUUAAUCGAUUGCAACCUGAAUCCAAAGCUGGGACGCGUCCCCGUCGAGUGGAAACAGCCUAUUUAUGGCUAUAGGGACCCGAAUUUCACUGACUUCGCGGCGCCCGGCGUUAUACUGACCAUCAUCUUCUUCUUGUCGGUGGCGAUCACAUCUGGCGCGAUGCUGAUUGAGCGCAACGAAGGCAUGUUGGAGCGUUGUCUGGUUGCUGGAAUAACGGGACCGGAGAUAUUGCUCUCACAGGUGGUCACACAGUUCACGGUGAUGCUGAGUCAGACAACGUUUGUGCUGAUUGUGAGCUUCUACUUUUUCGAACUAACAUUGGUCGGAGACCUGUGGCUAGUGGUGGCUCUGUGCAUUCUGAAUGGACUCUGCGGCAUGACAUUCGGCUUUGUCAUCUCAUGUGCCGUGGAUACGGAACGAACGGCCACAUAUGUGGCAAUGGGAUCCUUCUUGCCCAUGGUGAUGCUGUGCGGCAUCAUUUGGCCCAUUGAGGGCAUGUAUCCGCUGCUGCAGAUUGUCACCGCCUUCCUGCCGCUGACCAAGCCUACAGAAUCGCUGCGCUCGAUACUGCAACGCGGCUGGGGCAUGGAUAAUCCCUCAGUGUACAAUGGAUUUAUUUCAAUAUCAUUGUGGGUGGCCGUGUUUCUCAUAAUCACCAUUCUGAUGAUCAAGUUCAAGAAGGGCUAAACUAGUUGGCUCCCUAGUUGUAAAAGCUAUGAUUUUACUAGGUCGUAAGGGUAGCUGUUAGAGUCCGUUAAGUCUUCUUAGCGAGUGAAUGUCUCUUGUACAAUGUGUUAGUCACCCUAAUUACUAUAUAUGUUAUAAAUGUACACUUAAGGUUCCGGAUGUCACAUGUUCAUGGAAAUGUUGUGCCUUUUAUUCUUAAGAUUUCAUAUCACUUUUCGCCAAUCAGCUGUCAUCAAACAAUUAACAUUUGACAAUUAUAUAUGCUCAUGCUCACUCACGUCUUACACUGGUCGAUAUAAACAUUAGUACGUAUUGUGAAAGUUAAUAUCAAGGUUAAUCUUAUUAAAUUAGUGCUCUGCAUUUUAUUAUCACUUUUAGAUACGGAUUAUGUAAUAAAAUGUG
Messenger RNA from Drosophila grimshawi, 2793 nucleotides. RefSeq names its product ABC transporter G family member 20 (gene osy). Gene Ontology annotation, cellular component: membrane. Bases 58 to 2391 code for a protein of 777 amino acids. The record is from RefSeq and is a predicted model, not a curated record. NCBI's taxonomy places the organism in Eukaryota, Metazoa, Arthropoda, Insecta, Diptera, Drosophilidae. The transcript is spliced from 9 exons. Gene Ontology annotation, molecular function: ABC-type transporter activity; ATP binding; ATP hydrolysis activity.